AUGAGGUUUCAAUAUGACGAGAGACCACUUUCAGUGCCCGCUUAUUUCGGUGAAAAUGAUGAGAAUGAUGAGAAUGAUGAGAAUGAUGAGAAUGAUGAGAAUGAUGAGAAUGAUGAGAAUGAUGAGAAUGAUGAGAAUGAUGAGAAUGAUGAGAAUGAUGAGAAUGAUGAGAAUGAUGAGAAGUAA
Botrytis sinoallii is the source of this 186-nucleotide messenger RNA. RefSeq lists its product as uncharacterized. The transcript has 2 exons. NCBI's taxonomy places the organism in Eukaryota, Fungi, Ascomycota, Leotiomycetes, Helotiales, Sclerotiniaceae. The coding region runs from base 1 to 186 and encodes 61 amino acids. The record is from RefSeq and is a predicted model, not a curated record.